Messenger RNA from Stylophora pistillata, 3417 nucleotides. RefSeq names its product FERM domain-containing protein 3. Lineage: Eukaryota; Metazoa; Cnidaria; Anthozoa; Scleractinia; Pocilloporidae. The record is from RefSeq and is a predicted model, not a curated record. Gene Ontology annotation, cellular component: cytoskeleton. Gene Ontology annotation, biological process: actomyosin structure organization.
AACGCGGUAGUGAGGCCAGCUCUUUCGGCGUCUGAUCAUCGUGUUCAAUUCCGUUCAUGAGCAGCUCAAGCAAAUUAUUCUAAAGUUACCUAAAGAUGAUUAAGUUUGGCAGUAGGAGUAACCUAGAGGGAGAGUUCCAGUGUAAAGUCAGCCUUCUAGACGAUACGGAGUUGACAUGCGAUUUCAAGAGAGAUGUGAAGGGUCAGGCAGUCUUUGAUGAAGUCUGCAAAACCCUUGAUUUGUUGGAGAAAGAUUAUUUUGGUCUUCGCUUUGUUGAUGAUGCUAAACAACGGCAUUGGCUGGAUCCUAGUAAGAGUGUUAUCAGGCAGAUGAAAACUCUGAAGCCUCCCUACAAGUUGUUUUUCAGGGUGAAGUUUUAUGCUGUAGACCCAAGUGUUCUCCAUGAGGAAAUAACCAGAUAUCAGUUUUUCCUUCAAGUGAAAAGGGAUAUUUUGCAUGGCAGACUCCUUUGCUCAUUUAAUGAUUUGGUUGAACUGGGAGCAUACAUUGUGCAAGGUGAAAUAGGGGACUAUGACCCAGAUGAUCAUGGUGACUCUUAUGUAUCAGAGUUCCGUAUUGUUCCAAAACAAUCAGACAAGCUUGAGAAGAAGAUCAUGGAAAUUCACAAGCAGCUUGCUGGCCAGGUACCUUCUGUGGCUGAGAAGAACUUUCUUGGCAAAGUCAAGGCCCUUGAUAUGUAUGGAGUGGAUCCUCACCCGUGCAAGGAUCAAGACAAUGUUCAACUUUACCUUGGUCUUACUCCUGGAGGAAUAGCUAUUAUCAGAGAAGGAAAGAAAGUGUCAGGAUUUGUUUGGAGCGAGGUUUUAAAGUGCACUUAUGAGAACAAAGUCUUCUAUGUGCAGGUUCAAAAGGAUGCUCGUAAAGCUAACUAUGGCUUCAGACUCCCUGAUCCUCUGGCAUGCAAGCAUUUAUGGAAAUGUGCUGUAGAGCAUCUUGCAUUUUACAGUCAUUCAGAGAGUUCAGUAGCAAAGCCAAAACGAAAGGCACUUUCACCUCAGAGGCUCUUUAGAAGAUCAAAGCAUAAGUACAUCGGGCCCACUCAAGACCAGCUUAUCGCAGAAAGUGAGAAGAUCAGUCGUCCAGAGCCGCUGAUCAAGAGGGCACCAAGUGUUAGGAUCUCCCGGCGGAUUAAAGUUCCCUCAGAUAGCAUCUCGGAAAGUACCGGAGUAUUGAACCUCCCUAAUACUCCCAACGGCCAAGCUAGUGGAGACAUCACAGCGAAUGAAGAGAGUGAAUUGAAGAAGUUCGAAACUUCAGUUUUCCCCCCCAGUCCUCCCCCUGACGAGACUGUUACGUCUUUUGAAAUGACUGACGCUCCGCCAACAACCAAUCACGUGGGCCCUGACGUCAGCCCUUCUAAUGAGGUCACCACAAAGCGUGCUGCUCCAAGUCACGCCGAAGUGGAGAACUAUGGCUUCAAGAUGUUUAUUUUCAUCAUGUUCAUUCUAGCGUUGAUAAUGAUACCUAUUGCCAUCGUUUGGGAAACUAGAAAGAGCUACAUCAAGUCUACAGAUGCAUACAAGGGACUUGCCAAAUGGGUGUUCAGAUCUUUUGGGUACAAAAUCUAACGGGUGACUCGAUACUGAGAAUUUCUAAUCAUUAGCUGAGGAACAAUUCUAUCAAUUCAUCGUCAGGCAUGAUCGUUGAAAAUUUCGUUGUAAUAGUUAGUCAACCAUUCAUCCGUUUUGUGUUUGAUUAGUUAGAAGGUUUUUUUUUUUUUCUUUUCUUUUUUCGUGCUUCGGUGAAGUCGGUCAGUUGGAAUUCCGUGUUUAAAUGAAGAUGUUUUGAGAAAUAGCUGUUUUAGUUGGGAAGAGAUACAAAGUCAGUCUAUAAUUAUAUGCAAUAACAACCUAAUCGAAUUGAAAAGAGUUUCCAAUUCUACGAAACUCUUAUCUCUUAGAGAAUUACUGAUAUUUCUUUGAAUGAUCUGGACAACAAAAAUUCAUUUUUAAAGUAGUUUUCAUGAACAUCCUUACUCUGUGAAAGAAACUGGGAUCUCAAGGUUAAAAGAAAGUUUUCGUAAAAAAAAGGAGUCGAGAACUCUGUAUUCCUUCAAGAAGCAAGCAGUGGGCGGACAAAUCGAAAAAACGAGACUGCUAAGCGUUUGUGUGACUCGUGCAACGGAGACAACAUGUUCCGUGUGAAUGCUUUAUUGGCUCGUCAGCUGUUAUCAUAUUGUUGUCGUGUUUUCCAGCAACCCUCUUAGCUCAGGGACCGGUUAUUAUUUAUCGAUGGGAGGGGGGCUCGGUGGAUUUUAGUUAUGUCGAUAAAAUGUACCUAAUUACCCCCUCCCCCUUAUGGCUCUUCACUAUGCUGAUGUCCCUCCACCCUCGUUGACGGUCAGUUUUCUAUAGUCCCUCUUUUGCACUCUGUUAGCGACAACUGAGCCCUCUUCCGUCUCCCUGAAAACCAUGUGAUCCUACCCCCAAUAAACUCCAACCCAACCCCCACCCCAGCGAGAAAUGAAUUAGUGGUAAUGAUUGGUCCCUGAGACAACAGUUGCAGGCUCGUGUAGUUUUUAGAAGUCAUACGUGAGUUGGGAACAUAAUUCGAACGUGGUCGAGUUGUUUUAACUUAAUCAUCAUUAGUUGUAACAAUUAUUAUUUGUUAUGUGGUAGAUUUGUUAGAGGGGAAUGCACCUCUUAGGGGUAUUUAAGAGAGAGAAUUUUAGAAUGUUUUCUAGUAAAAUAAGUAGAGCGAGACGCUAAUGUAAAAUAACUAGACGUUAGGUAUGUUAUUGUGAUGUAGGUAUAAAUUUCUUUUUAAGUCUUGAGUUUCUCUGUCUCGGCCACACAAUCAUAUAUUUGGAAAAGCAAGUAUGAAUUGUAAAUUUUCGGCCAAAGUGACAAAAAGGGUGAUUUUUGUUUUUUUUUUGCCGAUCAAGAAAUGGAACGACCACAGGAAUACCACGCGAUUCCAAGUAACCUGUAUUAAUGUCCGUAAGCUCAGUCCAUUCCCGGAGACGAUGCCCAAUUGGUUUCUUGUUCUUCCCACUUGACGAGUUUUUCUCUAGAACAGACAGGAAUCCUCUUUGCAUUGGUACAGUGGCACCUCACUGUUUUGUGACAUUGACAUAGCUGAUACACGGUUGAAAACUGAAAUCUUUGGAAAGUCAUGUAAACUCUAUGAUUUUGUUAGGUAGGCAAACGUACACAGGCCCAGCUACAAUGUAUUUUCUCAGCCUUGUCUGUCGUUUGCUUGAUAAAAAUGUUGAGGUGGACGUUAAAGAAUCAUUACUCUGGGAAUACUUUAGUGAAAACAUUCCAUAAUGGGUCACUUUUGGAAAAUUUGGGUUGUUCAAGCUCUAUAUAUCACUGUAGGAUUUUAAAAUAUACUUCGCCAAAUUUUCACUGUAAAGCAUGUGGUUGACAUUAAAACUUCAUUUCUAAGUCAAAA